GAAAAAAAACAAAUCAGAGGAGUCGCAUCCUAAGCACCGGACGCGUAGGAUGAUAAGGGGACACAGCGCUCUCCGUGCAGGCGGACUGACCGAAGAGUCCCUGCCCUCGGUCCCUGGUCCCUGUCACGAAGGAGAGUCUCCCUUGCUUCCCACAAGUCAGCCUCUCACCUCUCGCGGCGGAGGGAGCGUCACGAGGCUGGGAAGGGCCGUGAAAAUAUGCAGUCAAACUUGGAUUAUGAGCAGGCGAGCAUGACCUGCAGCGUCGAUGGCACUUCCUGACCUCCCCGUCCGCGAGAUCAUGGAGGGCGACGGUGCCAUGGGUGCCAUAGGUGCUGAGAGUGUCAUGAGCGAGGAGGAGCGCCUGGCCGAGAGCGAGCACAUGAUCAACCUAACCGUGGCGGUGCUCAUCCUCACUAUCUUCUCCUUCUUCUUCAUCAUCAUCCUCGCCAUCCUGUGCAUGAAUUGGCUCGAGAGGAGGAGGAGUGGAUUCAUGGGCCAGAGUCUACUGCUUCCAUCGGGCCCCGUGCCAGGUUACAUGACAGUCUUGACAAGUGACCAUCCUCACCUACGCCUGCUGGGUCACUAUCGACUCGAACCUGUACGCCCACACAAGGAGAAGACGCACACCUUCACGGAGCAGCACUACAACACUCCCCAGCACCUCAUCCACUACGACACUGACACCGUGUCGGAAAAACGAAGCUCUUACUGAUUCCGACAGAGGAAUACGAGCCUAAAACUCCAGAGAUUUUUUUUUGUUUUUUUAUAGAUAUGGAUUCACUCAAUCUAUUGGUUUCUGUUAUCAUUUUUAAUGUUUUAUUUUAUUUUUUAUUUUUUUAGUUAUUGAUAUAUUUAUUCAGGCUAUUUUAUUUGUUGUGUUUAUUGGAUAUGUAUUUAUUGGAUCAGAAUAAACGAAAUUCACUUCAUCUAUACAUUUUGUUUAACUUUUACUCCGGUGAAAAUGUUUUUUUAUUAUUAUUAUUAUUUCUUCUAUCUAUUUUUCCUGUUUAUUGGACAUGUAUAUAUUGUAUCUAUAUAAUAUAUUAUAUUAUACAAUUCAUAUGUGUCUAUGCCUUCACUUCCAGAGUAAUUUUUGUGUUUAUUUCCUUAUUCUAUUUUUAUUUGAUUUAUUUAUUCACUUUAUCCAUUUAUCCAUGCCUUCACUUUCGGAGUCAUUUUAGAUAUCUUUUUAUCUUUAUAUUUAUUUCUUAAUUAUAGUCAUUUUGUCUGUCACGCCCGUAUUUACCUGGCUCGUUUACCUGUACAGAAAUACCCUUGUCCUUUCUUUCCUGGAGCUUUUAAGGACCGAGAUAAAGAGAUGUCAGCUAAUAAAUCGGGUGAAAUUA
Molecule: messenger RNA, 1346 nt
Organism: Penaeus indicus
Lineage: Eukaryota; Metazoa; Arthropoda; Malacostraca; Decapoda; Penaeidae
Exons: 4
Coding region: 266-712 (148 amino acids)
Source: RefSeq, a predicted model, not a curated record